CCAUUCUUCUCAUAUCUCUUCCAUUUACUCCCCAUGCUUUCCAUUCUAUGAAUGCAAAUUGUCACACUUUCAAACAAACCAGUUUUAAAGCGGUGUUAAUUAGCUUCUUCUUCCUCUUUCUCCUCUCUAUAUAUACCCCCUUACUUUCCCACUUCAAACUUCACCUCCUCUUUAUCUUAGUCAUUCUCUUAGCCAUGGUUUCCUCUGAUGCCAUUAGGUCUGCUGUUGGAAUCCUUGGGAAUGUGAUUGCACUUGUGCUGUUCUUAUCACCAGUGCCAACUUUUGUGAGAAUAUGUAAGAACAAAUCAGUUGAACAGUUCUCACCAAUUCCCUACUUGGCAACUCUUCUAAACUGCAUGAUGUGGGUGGUGUAUGGCCUGCCCCUUGUGCACCCCAAAAGCAUGCUUGUGAUAACCAUCAACGGCGCCGGAACAGUGAUCGAGCUCACUUACAUCCUUCUCUUCCUCAUCUACUCCAAUGGGAAGCAAAGACUUAAGGUUUUGGUUAUGUUGAUUGCCCAGAUCAUCUUUGUCAUUGGCUUAGCAUUGCUUGUGAUUGGCUUCGCUCAUACAUAUUACCAAAGAUCGAUGAUUGUGGGUAUCUUAUGCGUAUUUUUUGGUACCAUGAUGUAUGCUUCACCUCUAUCAGUUAUGAGGUUGGUGAUUCAGACAAAGAGUGUGGAGUUCAUGCCAUUGUUUCUCUCUUUGGCUUCCUUCUUCAAUGGUCUUUGUUGGACCACUUAUGCCCUUAUCCGUUUUGAUCUCUACAUCACUAUUCCGAAUAGCCUUGGGGUGAUCUUUGCAGUUGGGCAACUUCUACUGUAUGUUCUGUACUAUAAAUCAACAAAGAAACAGAAGGAGGAGAGGAAAAAGAAGGGGGAAAUAGGGCUUGCCGAGGUGGUGGUGGCCAAUGGGGAUUCCAAUAAGGUUUCAGAGUGGGCAAAUAACUGAUAUAAUUAACUAGUGCUACUUAAUUAUCUCAAAACAAAAAUAUAUAUAUCACAUGUUGUUGGCCUUGGUUAAUGGUUUUUUCUUGUCAUGUGUCUGACUUCUUUGGACUGCUUUUGAUGUCAUUAUAUAAGAAAGAAGUUGUGGAAAUGACUCAUUUGUGUCAAUUAGGACGUCUCUUUUACUUCAUUUAUAGAUCUCCCCUGGGCUUGAAUUUCCCUCCCUAAUAAAAUGUUAAAAAAAUAUAUAAUAGUUGAACAUUAAAUAC
Dioscorea cayenensis subsp. rotundata (Guinea yam) is the source of this 1215-nucleotide messenger RNA. RefSeq names its product bidirectional sugar transporter SWEET4-like. Gene Ontology annotation, cellular component: membrane. Lineage: Eukaryota; Viridiplantae; Streptophyta; Magnoliopsida; Dioscoreales; Dioscoreaceae. The record is from RefSeq and is a predicted model, not a curated record. Gene Ontology annotation, molecular function: sugar transmembrane transporter activity. The transcript is spliced from 5 exons. Gene Ontology annotation, biological process: carbohydrate transport. The coding region runs from base 48 to 950 and encodes 300 amino acids.